CAGGGCUGUAAUAUUCCACUUUGCUGGAUGCAGAAUGAAUACUAGCGCAGAAUCAAUUCGUUUUUGAAAUUGUACAUCGAGUAUCUAAAUGGAAGAGGACUUUCUAUUGCUCUUAAUCGAGAAGUGGCAGGAUGCUUUUAAUAGCAAUAAUAUGAAGUUUCUUGGUGACUGCAGCGAUCCGUUUAAUUUGUCAACCCAAGUUUUGGAAAAGCAUUUCCUCUUGCCAAGAUCUAUGUGUCGCUCAUUAAUAGAAGACUUGCUACCAUACGAUAAACAGGGCACUAGUCUACCUCUCGCUCUAAGAUUUCUAACAACGGUAAAUUUUUACACUUCCGGUAGCUUUCCAAAACGUUUUAAUAGCAAUAAAAUAUUCGGCAUCAGUCAGCCAUCGAUGUCUCGCGCAUUGUCAAGUAUAACGGAACUAUUGGUUACACAAAAAGAUGCGGAAGAAUUAUUUUAUAAUUUCAAAGAAAAAUUUGACAUGGAUAAUACUUUGGGUGUUAUUGGAACAGCGCACAUUAAAAUACUGGUGUCAAAAGACAAAUGCGGAUCAGAAGAAUAUUUUAAUGAGCACGGUGAAUACAGUAUCAAAGUAGGAAACAUUUGUGAUCACCGCUUGUUAUUCACAUCGCUAAACGCGAGAUCGCCUGGUUCCCUAUCUAAUUCAUCUAUCUGGCGUAGUUCUUCUUUAAUAAAACACUACAAAUUAGGUUCACGAAACACUUGGUUACUAGGAGAUGUUACAUACCCUCUAGGACCAUGGCUGCUUACUCGCCUGGAGUUAUCCUAUAACGAUAGGCUUAGAAGUUCUCAUAAUUGUAUUAAGCAAACCGCUUUAAAUGCCUCUCCAAAAGGCGCAGGUUGUAUUAUAAGCACGAACGUCCCGCAAACAUUAUAUAUGCAUGUGCCAUACUACAUAAUAUACUCUUGAAGAAUGGAGGUAGUGCAACAUAGGAUAAAAACGAGCUACAAACAUCUUUAGAAGAUGCUUCGAAGAAGGUGUCAGAGAAAGCGGCCUUGAAGCGUGCGCCAAAAUUUUUAGACGGCACAUACGUUAGACACCAUUAUACACAACAUUUAUAAUUUAUUAAAAUGGAAGAAAUAUUACUAUUUUUACACAAAAACCUAGUAUAUACACUGGUGGACAAAGAAAUAUAUUUUUUACUUGUGUACGCUUUCAUAUCUCCAAUGAAACUGCACUGAUGAUGAACUGUUGUAUGCUCACAACUGUUGUGGACCUGCCACAACUGCGAUGGCUAAAAGUUUUUUUUUUUUUUUUUGUUUUUUCUUUUUUGUAAAAAAAUAUCAGUAGAAUAUAGAAAAUAAAU
Molecule: messenger RNA, 1328 nt
Organism: Anastrepha obliqua
Lineage: Eukaryota; Metazoa; Arthropoda; Insecta; Diptera; Tephritidae
Product: putative nuclease HARBI1
Exons: 3
Coding region: 89-931 (280 amino acids)
Source: RefSeq, a predicted model, not a curated record